CCAGAGGCAGCAAUCAUUGUGUCCAGUAAGAUGGGGGACACAGCGCCCCCGCAGGCCCCCACCGGAGGGUUAGGGGGCGCCCCUGGGGCGGGGCUCCUUGGAGGGGGCUCCGUCACCCCGAGAGUGCACAGUGCCAUUGUGGAGCGCCUUCGGGCUCGAAUCGCCGUUUGCCGCCAGCACCACCUGAGCUGUGAAGGACGCUAUGAACGUGGUAGGGCUGAGAGCUCAGAUCGGGAAAGAGAGAGCACCUUGCAGCUCCUGAGCCUUGUACAGCACGGCCAGGGGGCGAGGAAGGCCGGCAAACACGCCAAGGCCACUGCCACCGCGGCCACCACGACGACAGCCCCUCCACCACCACCUGCCGCACCUCCUACAGCCUCCCAAGCGGCCACGCAAGCGGCCCCGCCGCCCCCGCCAGACUACCACCAUCACCACCAGCAGCACCUGCUGGACAGCAGCAAUAAUGGUGGCAGCAGUGGGAUCAGUGGGAUCGAAGGGGAGCAGCAGCCACCGGCUUCGACCCCCGGGGACCAGAGGAACUCAGCCCUGAUCGCGCUCCAGGGUUCCUUGAAAAGAAAACAGGUCGUCAGCCUGUCUCCUGCCAACAGCAAGAGGCCCAAUGGCUUUGUCGACAACUCCUUCCUUGAUAUCAAAAGAAUCCGUGUUGGGGAAAACCUCGCUGCAGGACAAGGAGGCCUUCAAGUAAAUAAUGGACAAAGUCAGAUGAUGGCAGGGACCUUGCCCAUGAGCCAAGCCCCGCUGAGGAAGCCCGCCACGCUGCCGCCGCACGCACCCUCUCCUGGAAACGGUCUGUUCAGCAUGGCCUUGAAGGAGGUGAAGAAGGAACCGGGGGAGACGCUCUCUUGCAGUAAGCACAUGGACGGCCAGAUGGCCCAGGAGAAUAUGUUUUCUAACAACAGGUACGGGGACGAUUCUGGAGAGCAGCUGAUGGACCCUGAGCUGCAGGAGCUGUUCAAUGAGCUGACCAACAUCUCCGUGCCUCCCAUGAGUGACCUGGAGCUGGAGAACAUGAUCAAUGCCACCAUUAAGCAGGACGACCCAUUUAACCUGGACCUGGGUCAGCAGAGCCAGAGGAGCACGCCCAGGCCAUCCUUGUCCGUGGAGAAGGCAGUGAUCAAAAGCGAAUACUCGCCUGGCCUGACCCAGGGGCCCUCGGGCUCGCCUCAGUUGAGGCCCUCAUCGGCGGGCCCCGCGUUCUCCAUGGCCGCCUCGGCCCUCUCCACCUCCUCCCCCAUCCCCUCGGUCCCUCAGAGCCAGGCUCAGCCGCAGACAGCCGCAGGGGCCAGCCGGGCCUUGCCGAGCUGGCAGGAGGUGUCCCACGCCCAACAGCUCAAACAGAUCGCCGCCAAUCGGCAGCAGCACGUCCGGAUGCAGCAGCAGCAGCAGCAGCAGCAGCAGCAGUCGAGCAACUGGCCGGCCCUGCCCUCGUCCGCCGGGCCGUCCCCGGGUCCCUUCGGGCAGGAGAAAAUCCCCAGCCCUUCUUUUGGCCAGCAGCCAUUCAGCCCGCAGAGCUCCCCGCUGCCGGGGGUAGCGGGCGGCGGCGGCCAGCCCAAGGUCAUGGCUAACUACAUGUACAAGGCCAGCGCGUCGGCCCAGGGAGGGCCGCUGGACGUGCUCCUGCAGCCCAAGCCUCAGGAUCUCAGUCGGAGCUUCAUGAACAGCCCGCACACGGCGCUGGAGCCCCGGCACGGCAGCACCAAGCCGCUGUUUCAUUUUAACUCAGAUCAAGCCAGCCAGCCGAUGCCUUCGGUUUUGCCUUCCCAGAGCAAGCCUUCCCUCCUCCACUACGCCCAGCCGCAGCCGCCCUCCAUCCCGGCUCAGCCGCCGCCGCCGCCGCCGCCGCCCCAGCCCGCCCAGCCUCUCCCGAGCCAGCCUUUGCUGAGGUCCCCCUUGCCGCUUCAGCAAAAGAUCCUGCUUCAGAAAAUGCAGAAUCAGCCCCUCGCAGGGCUGGGGUAUCAAGUCUCCCAACAACACCGCCAGGACCAACAGUCUGCGGUAGGCCAGAGCCCAGGCCCCAGUCCAAGUCCCAACCCCUGCUCAAAUCCAAACACUGGAAGUGGUUACAUGAACUCUCAGCAAUCACUGUUGAAUCAGCAAUUGAUGGGAAAGAAACAGACUCUGCAGAGGCAGAUCCUGGAGCAGAAACAGCAGCUUCUCCUCCAGCAGCAGAUGCUGGUUGACACGGAGAAAAUUGCUCCGCAAGAUCAGAUAAACAGACAUUUGACAAGGCCACCCCCAGAUUAUAAAGACCAAAGAAGAAACGUAGGCAGUGUGCAGCCCACUGCUCAGUAUUCUGGUGGCUCAUCGGCAGUGAGUUUAAACUCUAACCCGGCUUUGGCAAACCCAGUUUCAACACACACCAUUUUAACUCCAAAUUCCAGCCUCAUGUCUACUUCUCAUGGGACAAGAAUGCCAUCCUUAUCCACAGCAGUUCAGAACAUAGGGAUGUAUGGGACCCUGCCUUGCAGUCAACCUGGCACGUACAACAUCACUUCAGGAAUGAGUCAGCUGACCCCACAGAGAAACCCAAACCAACUGCUAGCAAAUCAAAACAGCCCUCUGAUGCCACGGCCGCCUACUUUAGGGUCCAGUAAUAAUAAUAACGUGGCCACUUUUGGAGCUGGAUCCGUUGGCAAUUCACAGCAAUUAAGACCAAAUUUAACCCACAGUAUGGCCAGCAGGCCUGCCCAGAGGACGUCGAACGUGAUGGUCACAUCCAACACGGCGGCACCAAACUGGGCCUCUCAAGAAGCAACAACCAAGCAGCAGGAGGCGCUGAAGUCCGCAGGAGUCCGCUUCCCCGCGGCUACGCCUGCGGCCUACACCCCGAACCAGUCACUGCAGCAGACUGCAGCUAGCCAGCAAUUUGCCCAGAGAGCGGUUGCUCCUCCUAGUCAGUUAACGCCAGCGGCGCAAAUGAGACCCAUGAGCCAAAUGAGCCAGACAUUAAACGGACAGACCAUGGGUCCACUCAGAAGUCUGAAUCUCAGACCCAAUCAGCUCAGCACACAGAUUUUGCCGAAUUUGAACCAGUCAGGCACGGGGUUGAGUCAGUCGAGGACAGGCAUAAGCCAGCCACCAUCCCUGACGCCCGGCACUUUCCCUUCACCCAACCAAAGUUCCAGGGCUUUUCAAGGAGCUGACCAUGGCAAUGACUUAGCUUUUGACUUUCUCAACCAACAGACUGAUAACAUGGGCCCCGCCCUAAACAGUGAUGCUGACUUCAUUGAUUCCUUAUUGAAGACAGAGCCUGGUAAUGAUGACUGGAUGAAAGACAUCAAUCUUGAUGAAAUCUUGGGGAACAACUCCUAAAGGCGGAAAGGGAGACAAUUCGCAGACUCCAAGCAUGCAAAGGCAGUAUUUCAUGAGGACUCCGUGAAGGCCAAACGGUUGACUUUCACUUGGACUCCUAUGAUACCUUGGCUGAAACGUGGAAAGCAGGAAGUAACUGUAGCAGCGAGCAUUUUGGUCCAAAUGCUCGUUUUAAAUCUCAAACCUGAACGUAAAACAUUGGGGUCACUUUUCCCUGUCGAAACUCCAGGACACAGUAUCCAGUUUACCCAAACAGAGCUGUGAUGUUGAUGUGUAAUUAGUUGUGUAAAAUGGGCUUCCCAAGCUCCUCUUUGCCCUGAAGGGAAAGUCAUAGAACCCGUAGCUGGUUUAACCCCCAUGUCACGCAGAGGUACUAGUUCCAAGCCACAAGCUACAAAUCCCCUCAUUUGCUCUAAUUGAUACAUAAGUGUGGUUUAAUCUCUCUACUCUGUUUUUUUCAUUUAGGUUUUCUAAAACUUCCAGGGUAGAUCAAAAUGCUGUAGGUUUGUUUAGAGUACCCAAACAGUGUCCUAAGUCAAGGAAAAAUGGAGAGCCCAGAGAACAUUCAGUGGACGACAGAUUUUCUUCCCCAGAUUCACCCCCUCACUUUUUCACUUUUCCCACACGUCCUCCACUUCAGCGAGAUGCUGUGUCUAGUGAUGAAACAAGAACGCAGAGCUGUCCAACUUUAUUUGGACUUCCACAACCAAUUUCUGAAUCCAGCUUCUGAGUCUUAGCUACAAUCAUGACCUGUGGCUAAUCAUACUGAAAUAUUAGUGCACACCUGUCUGCAUCAGAUUUCACUGUUUAAAAAAGAAAACCCUCCACUGGGCAUUGCUCUAAGGAAGAUGUAUUUGACCACAGAUAACUUGGUCUUAUUGUGAUGAUGCCUGCUGGUUAGCUCCCAAGCUGAGUGGGAAUUCGAGCCCUCUCUGCUUAUUUUGAUGACCAGAGACUGAUUUGUAAGAAAAGGAAGUUUGGAGACCAAAACGGAGAUGAGAAGGUAUCACGUUUUGGUUGAAGAAAACAAAAGAUCAGGACCAGGGACAGCAGGUACCGGCGGGCGCAAAUCUAUUUCAUGGGGUUUGAGGGAAGGCAUCAUUGAGAGGAAAAACAAUCUGCCUUUAUUUGGACACAUUAUUUGGGUGAACAACUGAAUAGAAUGUGCUGUUAGUUGCCAUCUAUUCAUUCUUCUGUCCCCGAUGUGAUGAAUCAUUGCCACAUGCUAGAUGGGCCCAUCGUAUCCAGGUUUUCUCCCUCAGGGCUGAGCAUUGUAUCAAAGAAGAAGGUCCUGUUGAGUCAUGUAACAGAGCAGCUGUAAAAUGGGGACGAUGUGGGCUGAUGUGGGAUGUAUGCGAAAUAGCACUAUCAUUUUCCUCAUUCCAGAGGAACACGGGUUACCGCCAGCCUUCUUAGCCAUACACUCACAUAUUCAAUUAUCAAAUGAUAUUUAACUGAAGUCAUCUAAUUACUCUUUAAAUACCUGUUCUAAAAAGAACACAUUUGGAGAGUUCUGCAAAGCCCUCUCCCAAUCGUUACAAUGUCUAGAAGCACUCUUCCUUUGACACAAUACCAACAUCACUGGCCUGGAAUCGUUUCUGCGCUAGGUUGUAAAUAUAUAUAAAUGACUUGUUUUGUAAACUUUUGUAAAGAAUAUUUUGGUAGAAAUCCUUAAAGCAUAUUCUUUGGGUUAUAUUUAUACAUAUGUGAAAUAAAUAUACUAUCAAAAGGUUAUAUUUUAUACAAAAAGUAAAUUGUUACCUUUUGUAUGCUAAUAUACAAAGUUUUGUAUAAUAGGAUGGUUUAUUUUUAGCUCUACACUUAAACCGUAGGUGGUCAAGUGGGAACUUUUGAAAACUAUCAAGAGGCUUGUGAGGCAGAUUUCUAUUCUGAAACCUCAAUAAGAAAGCAUUCCAGGUUUCAAUUCUUUCCUUUUUUUUUUUUUCUGCUCCCGAAUUCUUUUUGAAACCCAUAGUUCUUGUGUCUUGUUGGAUUAUUCUGCUGUGCACAUUGUACUGGUCCUUGUUGCAUGUGGCCUACUGUGUGUUUUCCCAUUUUAUAAAACAGCGUUUCUCCAUGCGGAAAAGCAAGGAAAACGUUAUGUACAUACAAACACUUUUCUUUUAUGGCUCCUCCAUGUUACUGUAUAUAUCUGCCAGCACUUCCCAGUUACACGCCUAUGAUUCAGCUUAUUUUUGCCCUAACAUAGUCUGUUUUGUAGUAGCUAUCAAAUUUAAGAGAUCAAGCAAUCAGAAUGUUUGGAUUUUCCUAAUGUGAAUUUCAUAAUUAAUGUCUAUUUAUUCAGCUAUUCAUUAAAAUACAGGAUUCUUUGGGGAAAAAAAAUGGUGGAGUCUAUAGUUUCUGUUUGUUGGCAGCCUAUUACCAAAGAUGACGUAAUUUCCCUGAAAGCUGAGAUAAUGACGAUUUGAUAGAUGUGACCAAAACUCCAGAAUUUACAACGUAAAAGCUAUUGGAAUACAAUCUCCCUUUUAUAGAAAUACCAGACUACUUAACUGUCAGCAUUGUUUAUCAUUCUGACAUAGUAUACAGGAGGUAGAAGUAAUUUUUCUUUUUUCUUUUUUAAUUCAAAGACUAGAUAGUAAUUGAAGCAAAGAAGUCAUUCUUGGCUUUGUGUUAAGCCCACUGGCGAUCGGUAACUCUGCUCUAAGUGGAUGCACUAAUAUUACUUGCAUUACUGUAACUGUACCCCAAACUGUAAAGAUGUCAACUUGUAAAACAAGUAUUUUGUAUGGUGUGUCAUUUCCUGUGUUAAAAAAAAAUAGUUAAAAAAAUUUCAGAA
Molecule: messenger RNA, 6133 nt
Organism: Vicugna pacos (alpaca)
Lineage: Eukaryota; Metazoa; Chordata; Mammalia; Artiodactyla; Camelidae
Source: RefSeq, a predicted model, not a curated record